This is a messenger RNA of Hemiscyllium ocellatum (epaulette shark), 3326 nucleotides long. RefSeq names its product cilia and flagella associated protein 70 (gene cfap70). Gene Ontology annotation, cellular component: extracellular exosome; motile cilium. Lineage: Eukaryota; Metazoa; Chordata; Chondrichthyes; Orectolobiformes; Hemiscylliidae. Gene Ontology annotation, biological process: cilium assembly; cilium movement. Gene Ontology annotation, molecular function: protein binding. The record is from RefSeq and is a predicted model, not a curated record. Bases 111 to 3326 code for a protein of 1071 amino acids. The transcript has 27 exons.
ACUGGGCUUCAUUUCAAGGUUCAUGAGGCUGGGAGAUCGCUAUUGAAUCAUCUUGAGACUGGAGUCCAUCUGAGAUACCUUUGGUGUAGUUCCACAAGUGGGGUAUACAUAUGGAGAAUCCUGUGGGCGAGUUUAAGGAACGCAGUCCAGUGCCUGUGCAAAUCACAGUACUGAGGGCCAGAAACUUGAAAGGGAGCAAAGGAGAGAGCCCAGUGACUUAUGUCCAUGCGGAAUAUAAUAACUUCCAACUCGGAGACUCUGGAAAGUUGCAGAUGACAGAAAAUGAAAUAGAGUACAACUUUACAACCAGUUUUGACUGCACGUUUGAUGGCAUUCAAGGAUUAGACAACCUGGUGCAUAAACCUGUAAUUUUGACAGUAAUUGAGGUUUUACCAAAAGAGAAGAAAAAAAAAGACGAGAAGGUAAUUAUCCUCGGCCAAACCACAGUGGACCUGUUGCCUCUGGCUCAAGGAGAAUGUACAUUCACAAAGACCAUGACACUGCACCCUUUAGCAGGAACUGGUUUGGAGCAAACUGCAUCGGAGGAAACAAAGUCCCAGCUGGACAUUGCGGUGUCCAUCCCAGAACCAUUGCUUUCUGAAGCCCAAUUAGAAGAGUCAAAUCUUCUGAGGAUCACAACAGAGUGUGCCUACUCAGUACCUGAUGUCUGGGCCCUCACUGGACCACAGUUUAACUAUAUGGUUUCUCUGCAGCUGCCAACAGCUACUUCAAAGGAGCUUCGUGUGUUAUUUACUAAUGGGACUCUGAAAGGGGAAAAGGAGCCCAGUGUCAGACCAAAGAGAUGGCCAGUAAGCAAUAUCACUGCAAUUGGAGCCCAAAAUAUCCCAGAUUCUUUCGUAGAGAUUAGUCCUUUCGAAGAUGAGGAUGGGGAACUAAAUCGCAAAGAGGAUUGGGCAUUCAGAACAGAGGCAGAAAGCGACAAAAAGCAUAUCACAUGGAAUAUAGAGAGACGCUGCUUUAUGGAGCCUGAGGCUUUGAGGAGACUGCAGAAGUACAUAGCUGAAUCCAUGUACAUCCCUGUGGAGAUCAAGCGUGUACCAUUAGCUCCUCCAGCUAAGGCAGGAGGAAAAGCCAGCAAAAUUGAAAAGACAGAUGAAGAAGGACCUGUCUCAUUUCAUGGAGUAGCAUAUGUAAAUAUGGCUCCUUUAUUGUAUCCAGGUGUGAAGCAGAUUCGAGGAGCAUAUCAAAUCCUCCCUUACAAUGAGUAUGAUAUAUUAGAAAAGAACUCAGUAAAUUUGAAGUCAAUUUUGACGGAUCAUGUGUUGGAGUCAGAAGUGCCAACUGUAGCUAAUGUGGAAGGAGAGCAAUAUGUAGAAGCUAGGUCAUACAUCGUUCUGGAGUUUACUUUGUCAAAACCUUUGGUGCAGAAGCGACUCCGUGAGGAACUUGUUCAAAGGAUCGCGGAGAUAAUUCCCCCUCGACCAUUAUUCCCUCGUAGAACAGGUGGAGCAGAUAGGGCUGUAGCUGACUACCACAAUCAGAUAAUCAAUGUAGCUAAAAUCAUCAUGGAUGAAUAUCUAGAAAUGUUUGGACAAAAACUAACUGAAGGAAAACUCUCACAGGAAUACCAGGACCAGGAGGAGCGCAAACAUAAACUAAUAUUUGAGUUGAACACUUCAGGAAAAUACUUUGCCUUUAAGGAACAGCUUAAGCAUGCAGUUGUGAAAAUUGUGCGUGAGAAGUACUUGCGGACUGUGGCCUUUGAGAAUAGAGAACAGCUUCAGACAUUCCUGAACAAGUUGUAUAUUUACUUGGUGGAUCAGAUGCACUGUUGCUUGCACAAGAUGUUGCAUGUGGAUCCCCCAGAUCCUAUUCCAGAAUCAUUCCUCAGUUCUGUACAGUUAAAACACUUUGCUAAAGAAGCUGAAAUGAACAAGGACUUUGAACUAGCAAGUAAAUACCACCAAGAGAGAUUAGCACGCGACAGGAACAAUGCUGAUCACUGGUUUGACUAUGGUACUUUCUACCUCAUGUUAAAGGACCACUCCAAAGCAGAGGAGUGCUUCCAUGAGGCUGUUGCUGUAAAUCAGGAGCAUAUAUCCAGCCUUAUUUUGUGUGGUAUUUUAGCAUGUAUGAAUGAGCGCUUUGAAGAUGCUGACAGCUUUUUUGAGAGUGCCAGGUGCUUUGAACCAAAUAGUGUGUUAGCUUGGACAAUCCAAGGACUGUUCUAUGAAAGUCAGGACCAUCCAAUUCUCUCCGAAAUGGCCUUUGCUGAGGCAAAGAAACUUCAAACAGCAACUGAAACAGUGAAGAAGUCAUUGGAUGAAGUGAUCAUUGACAAGAGAAGGGAAACAGAGGUUCCUGAACCUGAAUCUGAGAAUGAUAUAAAAGAUCAACAAGCUGCAAUAGAUGAACCUGAAACUGUGAUACAGGAGACCCCGAGUACACAUUCUGUUGCCACCCCUGUUGGAGUAUCUGCUGAUGUUUAUAUUAAAAAGUUAUGCCAAGCUACAGAAUGUCAGACUAUUGCACAUGUUCUGUCUUUUGAAGAAAUGCCAAAGACCUUUGAGGUUAUUGAGAGUGCGAUGGCCAUGCAGCCGGAGGAGCCAGUGCCUGCUCUUCCUGUUCCCGAACCCCCUCCAAAAGAGACCAUUCCUGUAUGUACAAGAAGUAUCUACAUGGAAGCAGCAACGUUUCUUUUGGAUGUUUACGCUUUGCAGUUUGCAACAAGAGCCUUGGCACAUGAGAUGCUUUUAGGUGAAAAUGGACUAAGUUGUGAAUAUCAUGUGAUUCUGGCUCGGCUUUACAUGCUUCAGGAGGAGUUUGCAAAAGCAGAGGAGUCUCUUGCAGAAGCAGGUCGAAUUGACCAUCAAAAUCCAGACCUAUGGGCUUUACUGGGACAUCUAAGCUAUAUGAAAGAAAACUAUAGCAAGGCUAAGGAAUAUUAUGAACGUGCUUUGUGUUAUGUGAAUGAUGCACUUGACAUGCAUUCCAUCUGCCUGAGACUAGGCUUCAUCUACUUACAGGAGGAAAAGAUUCAAUCAUAUAAAUCAGCCAAAUCGACCUACCUUUUCGCUUCCCAGAGAUCACCAUCCUGUUUGUCCUGGCUGGGAGUUGGUAUAGCCUGCUAUCGACUGAAUGAACUGACAAAUGCUGAAGAUGCACUCUGUGAAGCAAACAUUCUGUGUAACAUGAAUGCGGAGGUCUGGGGCUAUCUCACAUUGGUGUGCUUAAAGACAGGGAGAAAGCUAGAAGCGGAGCAGACCUAUAAAUAUGCAGUAAAGUUAAAUCUUCAAAAUAAAAAGCUCCUUGAUGAGAUUAAUCAACUCCAGGAAACACUUGGAUUUGGAAAUCCGUCACUUUGA